UAUAAAUAUAAUUAUAAACUGUAUGCUGCAUGCCAAUAAUGGAAGUAGAAAAAUAAAAUUUCUAGCAAGACAUCCGUGCUUUACUCGUGCUUUAUAACAAAAAUAACUCGGGGAAGGUGAAAGUUGCCGAGGAAUCAUGGGAAAGCGUUAUUUAUGUGAUUAUUGUCACAAAAGUCUGGUGGCGGCGCCCUCCGUGGUGCGGACGCACCAGCGCGGGCUGCUGCACCAGCAGCUCGUGCAGGAGCACUACCAGCAGUACAAAGAUCCUGAUGUUAUAUUAGCUGAAGAAGCUUUGAAGAAACCAUGUCUCCGGUUUGCUAAUGGAAGCUGUAGUUUCGGAGGGCUGUGUCGAUACUCACACUACUCAAAUGAAGAGUUGGAUAACUUAAAAAGAGCAGUAGCCGUGACAAAGGCGAAUAGCGGAAGCGUCCCCCAGCCACCGCCCGAGGGUCUGUACCAGGAGCUGCAGCGGCUGCGGCCACCCGGGCUCGCCGUCAGCUACAAUGCUGAUGGUGAAACCAGUCUGUUCCCCUGGAAAUACAAUGUGGCAUUCGACAAAUACGCUCUACCCCCCAGCCUGAAAAGGAUGGAUGAUGACGACUUUUCUUUUCCGUGUAACCCUGAGUGGGGCUUAGGAUGAAAAACACUACGCCUACAGUCAACUUUGUUAUUAUAAAAGGGUGUGUACUAGAGUAAUAUUAGUUCAAUGGUAUACUUACAUACAUUCCUUUUGCUGAACGAACCUAGUCAUGGGCAUCAUUAUGUAUAAGUACCUACACUUUUGUACCUUGUCCCAAUAAAAUCUGAAAGGACAUUGGGCAUUUUGUAUGGCAAUUUAGGGAAAAGAUAGAUAAUAUUUUAUGGUGACUUUUUCGUAGUAGGUAAAUUAGUAAAAUAAUUACAGAAUAUUAAAUCUGGUUGGCAACACUAUAAUUUAAAAGUAUUUU
Molecule: messenger RNA, 947 nt
Organism: Plutella xylostella (diamondback moth)
Lineage: Eukaryota; Metazoa; Arthropoda; Insecta; Lepidoptera; Plutellidae
Product: zinc finger matrin-type protein 5
Cellular component (GO): U12-type spliceosomal complex
Molecular function (GO): zinc ion binding
Source: RefSeq, a predicted model, not a curated record